Molecule: messenger RNA, 1313 nt
Organism: Coccidioides immitis RS
Lineage: Eukaryota; Fungi; Ascomycota; Eurotiomycetes; Onygenales; Onygenaceae
Product: mitochondrion organization and biogenesis protein
Exons: 1
Coding region: 53-778 (241 amino acids)
Cellular component (GO): nucleus
Source: RefSeq, a predicted model, not a curated record
GGCGUUUGAAGCGUUUCGUGCAUUGUUUCUCCUGAUAUAUGCGAAUUGCACAAUGUUUGGUAUUACAAGCCGUCCUUACCAUCGCUGGUCAUCAUUUGCACAAGCCCUUAGAAUACUGCAAAGUGGUACGACCCUAGCCCUCGAGCUCGACCACUCCUCGUUAUUUUUCUCCAAAAGAAAUAUUACCAGCUGCUGCCACCAUACUAAACCCGCUUCGCAUACGCCCACUUCGUCAAACUCAAUAUGGACACCCUCCCCGCUGGCGGAAUCUCGCUUGAGGUCCGGCUAUUCCCUCAAGCCUGCGCACACAAACCGUGUCGUGACCCGGCGGUAUGCCUCUACAACACCAAAGGACUCUCAACCCGAUCCCCAGGCGAAGACGGUCUCAAAACGGCCCGCUAAAAAGAUGGAGCAGUGGCGUUUGCAGAAGGAAGCUCUGAAAAAGAAGUUCCAGGAAGGUUGGGCUCCACCGAAACGCCUUUCACCUGAUGCUAUUGAGGGAGUAAGAGAGCUUCACCAGCAAAAUCCCCAGAAGUUUAGCACUGCUGUCUUGGCAGAGCAUUUUAAAAUGUCACCAGAAGCAAUCCGCCGGAUCUUGAAGAGCAAAUGGCGUCCGUCCGAGAAGGAGAUGGAGAAGAGGCGAGAGAGAUGGGAGAGACGGGAAACACGUAUAUGGGACCAUAUGUCUGAGCUUGGUUUGCGGCCUCUGAGGAAAAGACCAUCCAGCCCUGCUUCAGAUAAGUCUUCGGACGCAGAGACACGAAAUCGACAGCCGUGACGAACCUAUUCAAACUGACGCUCUCCGAUAUUUGACAUGUUCUCAACAUCCUGCACCAGCAUAACGGAUAUUAUAUGGUUAUUGACGCACACUAUGCUCCACGCACACAUGUGCAUAGCAUAUUACCAUGCCCAUAGGCUUCAUUCGAUUGCAAGCACCCUUCUUAUCCAAAGGGAUAUUAGCCCGAUGUGGGUGUUACUAUUGCGCUAGAGGAGACGCGAGCCGAUAAAAACGUCGCAGCUUUUUCAGAGGAAUUGCCCACAGAUGAUUACCAAAGGGAUUCCGGUUUUAUUAUCGAGACAAGUCCUUGAAUAUGACAUGUAUAUCCAGGAGACUUGGGAAGAGGAACCGCGAGCGCUUCCCUGUAUGCAGUGUUGUUCCCCUGUAUACAGUCUGGAGGAACAUAUAAUAUUUUACUUUGCUCUUCUAUGAGUUGAUUGGAUAGCUAGUAGGAAGCAGAUGAGCUGGCCUCGCAAUUUCUUGGACUUGCUCCUUCAUUUGUCCGUCGCGGCAAUAGCAUGGCAGAUCAAAGUGC